Molecule: messenger RNA, 1673 nt
Organism: Quercus robur (English oak)
Lineage: Eukaryota; Viridiplantae; Streptophyta; Magnoliopsida; Fagales; Fagaceae
Product: G-type lectin S-receptor-like serine/threonine-protein kinase LECRK4
Exons: 1
Coding region: 30-1394 (454 amino acids)
Biological process (GO): recognition of pollen
Source: RefSeq, a predicted model, not a curated record
GAGACUGAGAUCUUUUCUCUUCUUCAAGGAUGACACCUAUCUUCCUUUUUUCUCUCCUCUCAGCCAUUUUCACAGUAGGGCAAUCCAUUGUGAAGCCAGGCUCUAUUUUAACACCUACCACUAACUCUUCAUGGCCAUCACCUUCUGGUCUAUAUGCCUUUGGAUUCUACAAGCAAGGCAGUGGCUUUGCUGUAGGAGUUUUUCUUGCUAGGAUUUCUCAAAAGACUGUAGUUUGGACAGCCAAUCGAGACAAUCCUCCAGUUUCUGCUGAAGCCACAUUGAGUUUCACAAGUGAUGGACGAUUGGUUCUGCAAUCAGCACAAGGAGCAGAGACAAGCGUGGCAAAUUUUAGUUCUGCAAGUUCAGCUUCCAUGCUUGAUACAGGCAACUUUGUUGUCUAUAAUUCAACCAACAAUACAAUAUGGGAGAGUUUCCAAAAUCCAACAGACACUCUUUUACCAACUCAGCGUCUCUUUUAUGAUGAUGUGUUGGAUUCUAGUGUGUCAGAGUCUAACCAAUCAACGGGUAGAUUUCGUGCCAUUAUGCAACAAGAUGGAUAUCUAGCGCUUUACCCACUUGGAACCCCAUACUCUAUUGAAUAUGGUUAUUGGUCAAUGGGUAUAAAUGCACCACCACUUAAUGCCACUCUAAACCUUGAUGAUGAUGGUCAUCUUUACUUGGCCAAUGGCAGUGGCAUAGUGACUAUAUCUGAAGCAGGAAACUCUACCAAAGGUUCAAUUUACCGUUUGAGAAUGGAUGAUGAUGGAUUCUUGCGGCUAUACUCAUACGAUCUGGAUCAGAAUGGUAAUUGGUCAAUUAUAUGGUCACCUGCCAUUGACAAGUGUGAACCGAAGGGUUUAUGUGGCCUCAAUGCAUUCUGUGAAGAUGAUGGUAAAGAUUUUCAUUGCACAUGUCUUCCUGGAUUUGCAUUUAUUGAUGAGAGCAAAAGGUCUUUGGGCUGUGAAAGGAAUUUCACCACGGAACGUUGCAAAGAAGGCAUAAAUACCAUGAAAGAAGUGCCUAAUACCAUGUGGGAAAAUGUUAGUUAUUCUCUUCCACUAUUAUUACCAACCAAAGAGGAGUGCAAAAAUGCAUGUUUGCAGGACUGUAACUGCGAAGCUGCGCUCUUCAAAGACGGGGCAUGCAGCAAACAAAGGCCUCCUUUGAGAUUUGGGAGAAGACAACAAACUGACUCAAACAUAGCCCUCAUUAAGUUGCCUACAUCUACACCCUCUACGGAUAAAAUUGUGCCAAAAGAAAGGAAGAAAGAAGUACGUGUGGACAUCCUAAUUAUUAGUAUUUCAUUAGUUGGUUUUGCAUUCAUUGUGUUGGCCAUUUCUGGAAUUGCCAUUUACAGAUCCCGUCUUUGUGGUAAACCAAAAGUUGCCUCUUGAUAUUUCAUAACAGUUUGUGUCUUUUGUUUUUCCAUAAUUGUUUGUGUAUAUUGUCAUUCCAUAACAUUUGUGUCUUUUAGUCUUCCACAUUCUAGAAUUUUCUGUUAUGAAACAAAGCGUCAUGACAAUAAUGACAACUCUUGUAACUUCACCCUAUAAAAGGGGAUGGAUGUAUGAUGUGAAAGUGUGUGAGAGAAUAAGUUGUAGUGAGCUUCAUGCAGUAACCUAAUCUAUUUGUUUGUAAGUUUGAAGUACUCUAAUAAAAUUUUCAUUCCUCUC